AUGGAACAUACUGGGGAUGAGAGGAAGAAUAGAAUUGAGUCAAUAAAAAAGAAAGCAAUCAGUGCCUCCAACAAAUUCAGGCAUUCUUUGACAAGAAAGAGUCGCCGAAGUAGCAAAGUCAUGUCUGUUGAAAUUGAGGAUGUGCACGAUUCUGAGGAACUAAAGGCUGUUGAUGCUUUCCGUCAAGUGCUGAUAUUGGAGGAAUUGCUUCCAUCAAAGCAUGAUGAUUAUCAUAUGAUGCUCAGAUUCUUGAAGGCCAGGAAGUUUGAUAUCGAGAAAACAAAGCAAAUGUGGUCUGAUAUGCUUCAGUGGAGGAAGGAAUUUGGUGCUGACACAGUCCUGGAGGAGUUUGAAUUCCAGGAACUCAAUGAAGUCUUGGAAUAUUAUCCCCAAGGGCAUCAUGGAGUAGAUAAAGAAGGAAGACCUGUGUACAUUGAGUCAUUAGGCAAAGCAGAUCCUGCCAAGCUAAUGCAAGUCACAAACAUGGACCGCUAUGUCAAAUACCAUGUACGAGAGUUUGAGAGAACUUUUGAUGCCAAGUUUCCAGCUUGUUCACUAGCAGCAAAGAGGCACAUUGAUCAAAGUACAACCAUCUUGGAUGUGCAAGGAGUGGGCCUCAAAAGUUUCACCAAAGCUGCUAGGGAUCUCAUUACUCGCCUUCAGAAGAUUGAUGGCGACAAUUAUCCCGAGACCUUGAACCGCAUGUUCAUCAUCAAUGCCGGUUCUGGAUUCAGGAUGUUGUGGAAUACCGUUAAAUCUUUCCUUGACCCUAAGACAACAGCAAAGAUCCAUGUUCUUGGGAAUAAGUAUCAGAGCAAGUUGCUUGAGAUAAUUGAUGCCAGUGAGUUGCCAGAGUUUCUUGGAGGUACUUGCACAUGUGCUGACAAAGGAGGCUGUGUGCGUUCUGAUAAAGGGCCUUGGAAUGACCCAGAGAUUCUGAAGAUGGUUCAAAAUGGCGAUCACAAAUGUGCAAAGAAAUGCGGAACUCAAUAUCCUGAUGAAAAAACAAUCUGUGAGGAUGACCUACGCUGCUCAAAGAGACUUGACUCUUCUAAGGUGGAGUCAGCUCCAGAGCAUCCACAAUCCUCUCCUGUUCCUGAAAGGGCUUACAAGUUUGAGGACUAUGACCUUUUAGUUGAUAAAUCUAUGGAUAUGAGUUGGAAAAAGGUGGACAAUGGCAUGUUUGAUCUUUCAAAAGAUUGCUAUACUCAGUAUGAUGCUUGCAAGGCUCCCCAGGCAAUCAACUCACCACUCUUCACUGGUGUCAUGGCUUUGGUUACGGGCAUUGUCACCAUGAUUAGAGUGACACGCAAUGUUCCCAGAAAGAUGACUGAUGCCACCAUCUACUCAAGUCCUGUCUAUUGUGAUGACACAGCGGUUAAGAGCCUGGAACACCAGUCACCUGCCCUCUCUAGUGAAGAUUACAUGACUGUCUUGAAACGCAUGGCUGAAUUGGAAGAUAAAGUUAGUGUUCUGAGUGCUAAGCCCGUUUCCAUGCCACCUGAAAAGGAGGAAAUGCUAAAUGCUGCUUUAAGCCGUGUUGAUGGCCUGGAGCAGGAGCUUAUGGCAACUAAGAAGGCUCUCGAGGAAUCACUUGCUCAACAAGCAGAGCUCGUCGCUUAUCUUGACAAGAAGAAGAAGAAGAAGAAGAUGUUGUUCUGGUGAAGAAGAAAGGCAGGAUACUGAAAGGUGCUUAAAUAACCAGUAUUGAUGUGAUUUUCUGUUUUGAAGGAUACUUAAUUGCGUGCUCUCUGGUUCAAAUUCAUGUAUAAAUACAUGUAUAAAAAAGCCAUCAGAGGUUUUGUGAAGAUCCAAUUUGCCAUUCUAACACACAUGUAUCGUCAAUAAAUCCUGGUGUCUUAUUGCUCUACACAAAAUAUAAUGGAAAAACAUCUGAACAUCUAUU
This is a messenger RNA of Populus euphratica (Euphrates poplar), 1906 nucleotides long. RefSeq names its product phosphatidylinositol/phosphatidylcholine transfer protein SFH12-like. Bases 1 to 1665 code for a protein of 554 amino acids. The record is from RefSeq and is a predicted model, not a curated record. The transcript is spliced from 13 exons. Lineage: Eukaryota; Viridiplantae; Streptophyta; Magnoliopsida; Malpighiales; Salicaceae.